AUUGUUCAUAUGCGAAUGAAAAUUUUUCAUAUUGAUCAAAACAAGUGCAAAAUUUAUUACAAUAUAAAUAAUUUCAGUUUCUAGGUGUAGCAAAAAUAAUUGAUAUUUAACAUGGGUAAUUAUUGUCUACCUUGUUGCAAAAUGUCACCUUCAUGUGAAAAUUUAACACCAGAUUUGGAAACUAGGAGAAAGCAACAAAUGGAAGCUGCAGAAAAAAGAAUUGCUGAACAACAAAGUCGUGGUAUUAAAAAUAUAGAAGCUGUUAAAAUGCAAGAAAGAUUAGAUCAAUUACGUGAUAAACGUCAAGAAGCUGGUAAUAGAGAAGCACAAUCUACUUUGAAGUGGCAAGUAAGUUAAUGGAAGACUCAGAUGGAAACUAAUUAUUUGUUGUACCUGUAAAUUUAAUUUAAAGAGCAUCCAUAUAUUACAUAAGUAAUAAUUAUUAAUGAUAUAAACAUAAAG
This is a messenger RNA of Habropoda laboriosa, 462 nucleotides long. RefSeq names its product small VCP/p97-interacting protein (gene Svip). Gene Ontology annotation, biological process: positive regulation of autophagy; negative regulation of VCP-NPL4-UFD1 AAA ATPase complex assembly; negative regulation of retrograde protein transport, ER to cytosol. The transcript is spliced from 3 exons. The record is from RefSeq and is a predicted model, not a curated record. The coding region runs from base 112 to 357 and encodes 81 amino acids. NCBI's taxonomy places the organism in Eukaryota, Metazoa, Arthropoda, Insecta, Hymenoptera, Apidae. Gene Ontology annotation, cellular component: endoplasmic reticulum membrane.